Molecule: messenger RNA, 1404 nt
Organism: Ilyonectria robusta
Lineage: Eukaryota; Fungi; Ascomycota; Sordariomycetes; Hypocreales; Nectriaceae
Exons: 1
Coding region: 1-1404 (467 amino acids)
Cellular component (GO): cytosol
Molecular function (GO): flavin adenine dinucleotide binding; UDP-galactopyranose mutase activity
Source: RefSeq, a predicted model, not a curated record
AUGCGUUUCUCUGUCGGGAUCCUACACUUGUUCGUGGCUGGCUCAGUCGCCAGACGCCCUCCGUACAAUGAGAAAGUCGUCGAGCGGGACGUCGUCAUCAUUGGUGGAGGGUCCUCGGGUACAUAUGCUGCCGUCCGCCUGAAGGAGGAAGGCAAAUCUGUCGUGGUGCUUGAGAAAGAGGACCAUCUCGGCGGUCACACAGUCACUUACACUGAUCCCGACACACACCAGCCAUUCAAUCUAGGUGUCGUCGUCUUCCAUGAUUCUCCCAUCGUCCGAAACUAUUUCGCCACCUUCGGAGUCGCUGUUAACACGGCUGGAUUCUCGGCUCUCAACACAGCAUAUUACGACUUCUCGACCGGCCGGGCUGUAAACGGAUUUACGCCCGCUUCUCAACAAGCCUCAGGGGCAGCCGUUCAAAAGUACGCCCAGAUCAUCGCAACCAAGUAUCCCUAUCUCGCCUUGGGAUACGACCUGCCAGACCCCGUGCCCAAGGAGCUUUUGGCGCCGUACUCGGAAUUCAUCGAGGCGAAUGGUUUGCAGGACAUGGUUCAGCUGGUCAACAGCAUCGCAGGCUGCAAUGGCAAUCUUCUCGAACGACCAACACUAUACGGAAUCAAGGUCUUCGGUCUACUCCUCAUCCAAACACUGUCGACUGGCUUCAUCAAUGCUGCGUCAGGUGAUAACCUGGAUCUCUACCGCGGAGCCCAGCAUUUCUUGGGACAGAAUGUUGUGUAUAACGCAGACGUUCGAAAGAUUAAGAGAUCCCAUGACAGUGUUCAGGUCUGGGUCAAUACACCCAAAGGAAAAAUUCUUGUCAAGGCAAAGAAGCUGGUCCUUGCUAUCCCGCCCUUGAAGGAGUAUCUUCAGGACAUUGGUUUGGACAUGACUCAGGAGGAAUCCGAUCUCUUUUGCAAGUUCAAGGGUUUCCUGUAUGGAUCAGCUGUCUUUGAGUACAGCGGCAUCGGCACCAAGACAGCAUACACUAACAUUGGAACGAAUACCCCAUCCAACCUUCUGAAGCUACCCGGAUCAUACACGAUCAACCCACUUGUCGGAAAGGUCGCGACGAAUAAGAUAUCCAGUUACAUCGGCGGCCUCGACCCCAGCAUGACCAAGAAGGAAGUCAAGCUCCUCAUUGAAAAGGAACUCGGAAACCUAGCAAAGGCAGGAAAUAUUGGACAUGGCAAGGCGCAUUUCAAGUUCUACUCGGACCAUGCUCCGUAUCACAUCCACGUCUCAGCCAACGACAUCAAGCAAGGUUUCUACAAGAAGCUUUACGCGCUCGAAGGAAAGACGAACACAUUUUGGACUGGAGCAGCAUUCGUGGAUAACGACAGCACACUGAUCUGGACUUGGACAGAAGCUUACUUGCUUCCACUCAUCAGUCAAGCUUUGAAGUGA